Messenger RNA from Molossus molossus (Pallas's mastiff bat), 2151 nucleotides. It is a transcript of the gene CSPG5, whose product is annotated as chondroitin sulfate proteoglycan 5. The record is from RefSeq and is a predicted model, not a curated record. The transcript has 5 exons. NCBI's taxonomy places the organism in Eukaryota, Metazoa, Chordata, Mammalia, Chiroptera, Molossidae. The coding region runs from base 168 to 1805 and encodes 545 amino acids. Gene Ontology annotation, biological process: nervous system development.
AGGCACGGCGCGCCGGGGACAGCGGCGGCGGCGGCGGCGGCAUGCGGCUUCUGGCGCUGCCCAUCGUGGGCUGAGACGGCCGCAGCACGGGCGGGAAGCGCGGCAGCCGGCGAGCCGAGGGCGCAGCUAGCCGGGCUGACCGUGGACAGCGGUCGGGGCGCCGCGCCAUGGGCCGAACUGGGGGCGGGGGCCCGGGCAGGGGGCCGCCGCCACUGCUGCUGCUUCUGGGGGCCACGCUGGUUCUCGUCGCCGGGGCCGCGCCGGCGCGCGAGGCGGGCAGCGCCGUCGAGGCCGACAAGCCUGUGAAGAGCGCCGCGGCGUGGGGGCCGCGUGCUAACAACACGCGGGAGAAGGCCGGCCCGCCAGCAGCCGGAGAAGAUGAGCACUCGUGGACCGCGCCCGAUGGAGAGCAGGCAGUGGUGGGCCCUGGGGUCGGGCCAGAGGAUGUGCUGGAGGCCUCGGCAGCAGUGACAGGCGCCAUCUGGCUGGAGGCCGACAGCCCAGGCCUGGGCGGAGUGACUGCAGAGGCGGGCAGCGGGGACACUCAGGCCCUUCCAGCCACGCUCGCAGCCCCCAACGAGGUCCUCGGGCAGUCAUCGAUGCCCCGUGCCAUCCCUGAAGCUACAGAGGCCAAUGAACCACCCUCCCCCACUCCUGGCCACAAGCCGAGCCCAGGCCCAGAACUCCCCAAGGAGAGCCCUUUGGAGGUUUGGCUGAACCUGGGAGGCAGCACACCUGACCCUCAUGGGCCAGAGCCCACGUACCCCUUUCAGGGCACACUGGAACUUCAACCGGCGUCAGAUAUUAUUGACAUCGACUACUUCGAAGGAUUGGAUGGUGAGGGUCGUGGCACCGACCUGGGGAGCUUCCCAGAAUCGCCAGGAACCUCAGAGCACCACCCUGAUAGUGGAGGAGAGACCCCUUCCUGGAGCCUGCUUGAUUUAUACGAUGACUUCACCCCUUUUGACGAAUCUGAUUUCUACCCCACCACAUCUUUCUAUGAUGAUUUGGAUGAAGAGGAGGAGGAGGAGGAGGAUGGCAAGGAUGCAGCGGGAGGUGGAGGUCUGGAAGAUGAAAAUGACCUUCUAGUGCCCACUGAGAAGCCUGGUUUGGGGCCCGGGACAGGCCAGCCCACGAGUUGGUGGCAUGCUGUCCCUCCACAGCAUACUCUGGGGAUGGUCCCGGGCAGCAGCAUCGCUCUCAGGCCCCGCCCAGGAGAGCCAGGCAGGGACCUGGCCUCCAGUGAGAAUGGCACUAUGUGCCGCAGCGGUUUUGUGCGACAUAACAGCUCCUGCCGGUCAGUGUGUGACCUCUUUCCAAGUUACUGUCACAAUGGCGGCCAGUGCUACCUGGUGGAGAACAUAGGGGCCUUCUGCAGGUGCAACACGCAGGACUACAUCUGGCACAAGGGGACACGCUGCGAGUCCAUCAUCACUGACUUCCAGGUGAUGUGCGUGGCCGUCGGCUCGGCUGCCCUCGUGCUGCUCUUGCUCUUCAUGAUGACUGUGUUCUUCGCCAAGAAGCUCUAUCUGCUCAAGACAGAGAACACCAAGCUGCGUAGGACCCACAAAUUCCGGACCCCAUCUGAACUCCACAACGAUAACUUCUCCCUUUCCACCAUUGCCGAGGGCUCUCACCCAAAUGAUGAUCCUAGCGCUCCCCACAAAAUCCAGGAGGUCCUCAAGUCCUGCCUGAAAGAGGAGGAGUCAUUUAACAUCCAGAACUCCAUGUCGCCCAAACUUGAGGGUGGCAGAGGUGACCAGGCUGACUUGGAGGCGAACUGUCUUCAGAAUAACUUGACCUAAAGCAGAGCAAGAAGAGAGGGAACGGGGGGCGGGGCGGGGGAGAAACGCCACUCCUCUUGUACAGUCUAUUUCUCGUAACCAUUUGUCGAAUUCUUUUCUUUUCUGAUCCCAUGGCAUGCUUCGAUGUAUUUUGUACAGGAGGGAGAAAACACAAAGUAAGCAAAGAACCUGAACAGAAUUGCGUGUAUUGGAUUGUCUGUCUGUGCCGUCUGUACAUUGCUUCUGCUGCUGUGCUUUCUAAACCUAUGCUGUUAUUCAACUGACUUUUUUUUUUGGUACUUUGAUCCACCUUUUUUUGAAAUACCAGUAAAAAACAAAAGUUCUUGAAAUAAAACUUUUUUAAAAG